This is a messenger RNA of Penicillium nucicola, 564 nucleotides long. RefSeq lists its product as uncharacterized. The record is from RefSeq and is a predicted model, not a curated record. The coding region runs from base 1 to 564 and encodes 187 amino acids. The transcript is spliced from 2 exons. Lineage: Eukaryota; Fungi; Ascomycota; Eurotiomycetes; Eurotiales; Aspergillaceae.
AUGAAAUUCACCCCCUUCGUCCUCUUCCUCGUCGCCUGCAGCGCUGAGCAUCAUCAUCGCCGCGAUGGAACCGACUACGGCAUCAAUCUAGCCUCGAUUUCCAGUGCCCUAGAACAUCUCACUGCAAACCAAACCGCCAGUGCCAACUUUGCCACAAUUUCCUCGCCGCCCAAAUCGCUGAUCCCCGAGAUCCUCUCGGUAGUACCCGUUUCGGUGAUCUGGGAAUUGGUCAAUCCGGCCCAGCGCAGUUCCUUGGCCAGUCAAUUCAAGGCCGGAAGCACUCCGGUCUGGUACCGCAAUCUCCCGACUGACGUGAAGAGUUACAUGUCCGUGGUGAAAUCGCAGAUCUCUGGCGCAUUGACAGCCACUACGGGGGUAGCGCAUGAAACGGGGACCGCCACUGCGACCGAGUCAGGAUCGACUGCUGGAAGUUCCAGUGCCAGUGCCAGUGCCAGUGCCAGUGGAAUGGCAGCGACAUCCACUGGUGGCGCUGCACAGGCCACGGGACUCACCAUCUCGGUAAUGGGGGCCAUGGGCGUCCUGGGGCUGGCGUUAGCUCUGUGA